GAGACCUGCUGCGAUUAAGAUUACGUAUUCAAACCUGGGGGAAUCAUCGAAGAAACAUAUACCCACUCCACUUUCUCUCUCUAGAUCUUCGCAAUCACGCGUUUUCUCCCUCUGAUGGCUACGCAUUUAUGCAUAUAUAUAGACGUGGAGCCGAUCCUCCAAUGGCUGAAAUGCGUGAGGAACUCCCACCGGGAAGGAAUUGAAAAUAUCCUUUGGGAAACCCUACUGUUUUACUUUUAGAUUCCUGCUUUCUUGAAUCUCCCCUUGAAUUGUUCGUUAGGUAAAGCAUCUAUCGUUCCUGCCUUUUCGGUUUGGUCUUGUGUUCGUUUAUCUCGUACAGCUUUUUCCUUUCUUCUGAAUGUCUCACUGUUCUAUCCGGAAUUCGGAAAAAUUAUGGGUUUCAUGGACAGAUUUUCGGGCCGUGCGUCGAGUAGCACUGCUUGCAGGCUGAUGGCGGGAUCACAGAUGGUGGCCAGAGAGCUGAAGCAAACAAUUAAUAGUUUGUUUAGCAAGACUCAAGAAGCUGCAGUUGAUAGUCCAGAAGAAGUUGAAAUUUUGAAGGAGUUCUACAUUCCUGACUACAUACUUCUACCUGAUUCACAAACAGAAGAAGGAUGUGAUGUUCCUGCAUGUCCUGUGAUUGUAUUCAUCAACUCAAAAAGUGGCGGGCAGUUGGGUGGUGAACUUUUACUAACAUGCCGUAAUAUUCUUAAUAGGAAUCAGGUGUUUGAUCUUGGGGAAAGGACACCUGACAAGGUGCUCCACCAGCUUUAUUUCAAUUUGGAGAAGCAUAAGCAGAAUGGGGAUCACUUGUCUGCUGAAAUUGAGAGAAGAUUACGUAUCAUAGUUGCUGGUGGGGAUGGAACAGCUGGGUGGCUCCUUGGAGUGGUUUCGGAUCUUAAACUAGCACAACCACCGCCAAUCGCUACAAUGCCACUAGGAACAGGGAACAAUCUCCCAUUUUCAUUUGGUUGGGGGAAAAAAAAUCCUGGUACAAACUAUCAAUCCGUCAAGGCAUUCUUGGAACGAGUAAAGGUCGCAAAAGAGAUGAAGAUUGACAGUUGGCAUAUUGUCAUGCGGAUGAGGGCUCCAAGAGAAGGUUCAUGCGACCCUAUUGCACCUCCUGACUUACCGCAUUCAUUGCAUGCCUUUCACCGUGUCUCCCCAACCGAUGACAUGAAUGAGGAAGGAUACCACACAUUCCGUGGGGGAUUUUGGAAUUAUUUUAGCAUGGGCAUGGAUGCUCAAGUUUCCUAUGCAUUCCACUCAGAAAGAAAGCUGCAUCCAGAAAAAUUCAAAAAUCAGUUAGUUAAUCAGACUACUUAUGCAAAGCUUAGCUGCACGCAAGGAUGGUUUUGUGCAUCCCUUAUGCAUCCAUCUUCAAGAAAUAUAGCUCAGCUCACAAAGGUUAAAAUCAUGAAAAAGCCAGGUCAAUGGAUAGAUCUUCACAUACCGCAGAGCAUCAGGUCCAUUGUUUGCCUCAACUUGCCUAGUUUCUCUGGGGGUCUUGAUCCUUGGGGAAGGCCUUGUAAGCAGAAGCUUCAUUCGAGGGACUUAACUCCACCAUAUGUCGAUGAUGGGUUUUUUGAGGUCGUUGGUUUUCGAGAUGCAUGGCAUGGACUUGUUUUGUUUGCUCCAAAUGGGCAUGGGACUCGCCUUGCACAGGCAAACAGGAUCCGGUUUGAGUUCCACAAGGGUGCUGCUGAUCACACAUUCAUGAGGAUUGAUGGUGAACCAUGGAAACAACCCCUUCCCAUGGAUGAUGACACGGUCGUGGUUGAAAUUUCCCACUUCGGGCAAGUCAGCAUCCUUGCAAACACGCCCUGCCGCUCCAGAAGCAUCAAUGCACCUUACUCUCCACAAACGUCUGAGGACUAUGGAUACAACAGUAAUGAAGAUGAAGACGAAUUUGAAGAAGGGGGGUCUGAAGAGCGGAAGAAGUUUGGCGCAGCUGAUACUUUCCGACUGCCAGACGAUUUUGAGGUUGCACAUCUUAGUUGAGUUGUCUGUCAUGUAGUUCUGCUAAACUUUAACUAUGAGGUCGGCGGAAAGAGCUUUUCCUGUUAUCAAAUUCACCAUAGCCAGGAUUGAUGUACAGAGCAUUCUGUAUGAUACUGUAGUUUUGUGUAUAAAUGCUAAUUUUUUUGUAUAGAUGCGAUGUAGAGAUUGAUAAUAUAAUCCACUUGAAUGGAAAUGAAGGCUUCGCAGUUGUUAUUGAUGGCGGUAGUAGCCUUGCAUCAGGCACGCUUGUGUCAUUUUUUAGAACAGAAUGGUCUUAUGGACUUCCCAGCGUAAUCAAUCCAGAAUGGCAGAAUGAGAAAGACCAUUUAAAAUCA
Messenger RNA from Sesamum indicum (sesame), 2336 nucleotides. RefSeq names its product diacylglycerol kinase 1. NCBI's taxonomy places the organism in Eukaryota, Viridiplantae, Streptophyta, Magnoliopsida, Lamiales, Pedaliaceae. The record is from RefSeq and is a predicted model, not a curated record. Gene Ontology annotation, cellular component: membrane. Gene Ontology annotation, biological process: lipid A biosynthetic process; phospholipase C-activating G protein-coupled receptor signaling pathway. Gene Ontology annotation, molecular function: ATP-dependent diacylglycerol kinase activity; UDP-3-O-acyl-N-acetylglucosamine deacetylase activity.